AUGAAUAUAUCAGAAGAGCUGCGACAAUACUUUGCCCAGACAGAGCGACACAGGCAGGAACUCAAGAAACAACAGCAGAUGGAGGCAGAGCAGCAGGACUCGUAUGUUCUAGCUGACCAAGACUUACAUAGAGUUUACUGGCGCAGCAGCCUGCCUCCUUCAGAGCGUCCUGGAGAAAGGAGGACCUCAGAGAUGAAGAAGCUGUAUGGUAAAGAUGCAGCAAAGAUUCAGGGGAUGGAAGCAGCCAUGCAGCUCACCGUUGACCACAGCUGUGACAAAAAACAGCCCAAGUUAUACCACUAA
Molecule: messenger RNA, 303 nt
Organism: Sinocyclocheilus grahami
Lineage: Eukaryota; Metazoa; Chordata; Actinopteri; Cypriniformes; Cyprinidae
Product: gem-associated protein 8-like
Exons: 2
Coding region: 1-303 (100 amino acids)
Biological process (GO): spliceosomal snRNP assembly
Cellular component (GO): SMN complex
Source: RefSeq, a predicted model, not a curated record